AGAUUGCACAUGUGAGAAAAACUUUAGUUUGGUAUAGAGGGAAUUUCCGUGAAUUUCGUGUUGUGAUUUAACAAAAAUUUGGCAAAAUCGUGUUAUUUCCCAUCAAUUCAUUGAGUGAAUCUGUGUUAGAAUAAAAUGAGUAACAUGCAGAAGUUCAGAGGUGGUCGUGGAAACCGAAGAUUCCACCAGAAUAAUGGAGAAAGAUUCCAAAGAUAUCGUGAUUACGAUGAGCACGAUGACCGGGGUGAAUUUCCCAAUAACUUCCAGCGAAGCCCCAACAAAGGGCGACGAGUUAGUUUUAAGACUACUGGAUUCCAAAAAAAUCGUCACAGAUUCUCCGAUGAGACCAUCCGGAGUAUUCUGGAGGAGGACGAUGAUAUGACUACUGGCGGUCCGUCGACCUACAAUCGCACUCAGAAUCGAGGAUCACUUCCGGUCCGUCGACGUGGAUCACCAAUUCCCCGUCGAGGUGGCUUUGGUGGGCCACAGGGAAAGCGUCGAUCAAAGCUCGUGGCUGGUACGUCAGGAUGGUAUCAAGUAGUCAUUCAGCAUGGUCACAAAUUCCCCAAGGAUGUUCUAUUUAAACAAAUCCUCAACAACAUUCAUCCAGAAAUCUUUGUGCCCCACUAUUUUGCCACUGAGGGCAAUGGGUGUUCGUUCUUUGUCGAUGAAUUUGACACAGCUGAGAAGCUGUACAGGAACAAUUUGGUGGAAAUGCCGUCUGGCGAGACGCUAACUUUGAAGGUGUACAGCAGUGUGCCCAAUGUCAACGUGGAUGGUAACCUCAAAGAGCGCAUCAAGUUGGCCAUGGCAAAGCGCUACAAUACCCAAACAAGGUGUCUGGACCUCACAAAAUUCCACGCUGACUCAGAUCUCACAGAUAUCUUUGUGGGGCUGUCUCGGGUGUCAAUUAUGGGGGCAGCUGUUGAUGUAAUUGCUGAGAAUGUGCCCGAGUUAGAGACGUUGAUUCUCACAGACAACAAGAUCUUCGCACUCACACACUUUGACACUCUGGCCAGGAGGUGUGUCAAUCUCAAAAAUUUAUGUCUGAGGAAUAAUAAGAUUCAAACGAUGAACACAUUGGACAAUCUGAAGGCAUUACCACUGACGGAACUCGUACUGACUGGUAAUCCGAUAAAAGACAAAAUGCCCCCACGCCAGUAUAUCAGUGAAGUACGGAAAAGAGCAACGAAAUUGCUUAUACUGGAUGGAGAAACACUUCCGCCCCAAAUUGGAUUUGAUGUGUCAUCAGAGGGAGUUUUGCCACCAGUUAAAGCAUCCUUUCUCUGCGAUGCGGAUGGAACGAGGAUUGUUAAGCCAUUCUUGGAACAAUAUUUUGCACUCUUUGAUUCAGAGAAUAGACAACCAUUGCUCGAUGCAUAUCAUGAGCUUGCAUCAUUCACACUCACAACUUAUUCACCCUUCGAUGAAAUACCAGAAAGAGGCUUGAAGCCGUAUUCCUUCAACAAUCGGAAUAUUCUCAAGUGUAAUUUUGACAGAAAGAGGCGUUUUGUCAAGUACGGCCGUCUUCCGGUUGUAUCCUAUUUGUCAGAACUACCACAAACUCAGCAUGAUCCUCAGUCAUUUGGUGUUGAUCUUACGCUGUGUCUGCCCCAAAUGAUACUCCUGACGAUCACAGGGAUCUUUAAGGAGAAGCGUAAGAAUCAGUCCCAACCUCUGCGUUCGUUCCAAAAAUCACUCCUUAUUGUGCCUUGUGGCAGUGGUUUCUGCAUACGGAAUGAAAUGCUCCAUAUUACUGAUGUCACCAAGGAUCAGACAAUGGGAGCUUUUAAGUCGGUCACAUUGACGGAUAUACCGGUGAAUCCGAUGCAUCCACCACAGGCUCCUGUUGUUCCAGUGACACCAAUUCAAGCCAUGCCAAGUACUUCGGGCAAUACUGUUGAUGAUAUUGCCAAGAUGCAUAUGGUACAGGCGAUGGCUCAGAAGAGCAAUAUGAAUCUGGAGUGGAGUCGAAAAUGCUUGGAAGAGAAUAAUUGGGACUUUGAUAAAGCUGGAUAUGUAUUUACGGAAAUGAAUAAGCUAAACAAAAUACCACAAGAGGCAUUUAUCAAGUAAAAAAGACGAAUAAUUUUGCAGAUUAUCUUCAAUUCAAUUUUACUUCUAAGAUUAAUUUCUUGGUAGGUGUUUAUUUUUUUUUUAAAUGGCACUAUAAAACAAAAUUUAUUAGAAUGAUAAAAGGGAUUGAUGAGUUAGUGAUGAAUGGGAUGAAAUGGGCAAUAAACGCCAAUAUGAUCAUAUACUUGAUGUUUAACAUUAAUCAAUGAGAAAGAUUAUUUUCUUAAGUAAAAAAAAAUUGAAAGAAAGAAAAA
Phlebotomus papatasi is the source of this 2330-nucleotide messenger RNA. RefSeq names its product nuclear RNA export factor 1 (gene sbr). The record is from RefSeq and is a predicted model, not a curated record. The transcript is spliced from 9 exons. Gene Ontology annotation, molecular function: RNA binding; protein binding. Gene Ontology annotation, biological process: poly(A)+ mRNA export from nucleus. Gene Ontology annotation, cellular component: cytoplasm; nucleus. Bases 136 to 2076 code for a protein of 646 amino acids. Lineage: Eukaryota; Metazoa; Arthropoda; Insecta; Diptera; Psychodidae.